AUGUUGAAUACAUUUUCGGUGCUUUCACCUCAUCUUAAAUUUAAGUACAAGUUAGUGACGAUCGACAAUCUUGCAUUCAAGUUCCACUACCGGGCAACGUUUAUCAUUCUGCUAGUGUGUACGCUUCUGGUGACCUCCAGGCAGUACAUUGGGGAGCACAUUCGAUGCAUUACCGGAGGUUCCAUACCGGAGCAUGUCAUCAAUACGUUCUGCUUUUUUACCACCACCUUCACCGUUAUUCGCCACUUCAAUGAGACCCUGCUACAGGACGGGAUCCUACCGCAUCCGGGUGUCGGUCCGAUGUACAGCGAGGAUCCGGUGAAACGGCAUGCGUACUAUCAGUGGGUUCCCUUCAUCCUGUUCCUGCAGGCACUUACAUUUUACGGACCACACCUGUUAUGGCGACGAUACGAAGGCGGAAGGUUAAAAAACCUGGUGGACGGGUUGCAUAUGGCGAAGCUCAGCGAACACUACAACGCCCAGGCAAACCUCGCGUUCGGUACGAAGUACACCCUACUGACGCGCGACAACGUCGACGCUAAGCUGAAAACCGUGAAGCGGGAAUUUUUCAAACACAUCCAAAUCCAAGGCCAUUGGGCCAGGCGCUAUAUAGUAUGCGAGGUGUUAAACCUCGUCAACUGCAUAGUGCAGAUCUGCUUCACCAACAUCUUCCUGGGACGCCAGUUUUGGAACCUGGGACCGCAAUUUCUGGCCGAAGACUUCUCCGGCAAGAUGGAUGUGCUCGAUACGGUAUUCCCGAAGGUUACCAAGUGCCUCUUUUACAAGUACGGUCCGACCGGCUCGAUCCAGAAACACGACGCACUGUGCAUUAUGGCGCUGAACGUGAUCAACGAGAAGAUCUUCACGUUUCUCUGGUUCUGGUACGUGGUGCUCUUCACCGUGUCCGUGUUGGCGCUGCUGUGGCGAGUUUUAACGUUAAUAGUUCACAACAGAUGGGUCAAGUUUACCGCCGUGAUCCUUUCGCUAGCAAGCCCGGGCAGGAUGAACCCUCGCGAUGUGGAAAUUAUCACCUACCAGCUGCGCUUUUCCGAGUGGCUCUUCCUCUACUACCUAGCCAAAAACAUGGACUCGCACCUGUUCCACAAGAUCCUACGGGAAAUAGCCGACGAACUGCGGCAUCCAAACGGGUCCGGUUCGCUCGAUGUGCAAGGCAUCGAUACGGUCGACGGUGUAAAAGAUGCCAUCGAAGACGAUGACGACAGCGAUGGGGACGAUGGUAGUGGUAUGGGAGUAAAGUUUCGAUACGAAGGUGAACGCAUGAAGGCACCCUUUCCGGAGAAGGUGGUUUUGGCCAGGUUGUGAAACGUUAUGUGCUGUGGCUAUAUCGCAGCCAUCUUCAACAGGCGCAACUAAUAAGUGUGUCUCGGUUGAUCCGCGGUGCAUGCAAGUAUUAUUAAUUUAUUUCUCGUAUUCAACGUAGGUGCGU
Anopheles coustani is the source of this 1447-nucleotide messenger RNA. RefSeq names its product innexin inx7 (gene Inx7). Gene Ontology annotation, cellular component: plasma membrane; gap junction. NCBI's taxonomy places the organism in Eukaryota, Metazoa, Arthropoda, Insecta, Diptera, Culicidae. Bases 1 to 1323 code for a protein of 440 amino acids. Gene Ontology annotation, molecular function: gap junction channel activity. The record is from RefSeq and is a predicted model, not a curated record. Gene Ontology annotation, biological process: phototransduction. The transcript has 4 exons.